AUGUUUUUCAAACUUGUAGUGAAGGUUGGAAUUCAAAGUGUGAAACAUCAAAUAAGACCCGCUAUUGCAGCAUAUAGAACUCUUGCAAAUAAUCACUUAAACUUGCAUAAUUUGAAUACUUUUUAUCUGAAUUAGCUAACACGUUUUGCAGAAGAAGAAGAAAAUGAUCUUAACGAAUUAAAUAUAAUCAACUGUUUGUCGGAGGUGAAAUCUUUAAAUGAAAAUUGA
Molecule: messenger RNA, 228 nt
Organism: Paramecium octaurelia
Lineage: Eukaryota; Ciliophora; Oligohymenophorea; Peniculida; Parameciidae
Source: the annotation of a GenBank genome assembly